Molecule: messenger RNA, 1544 nt
Organism: Scaptodrosophila lebanonensis
Lineage: Eukaryota; Metazoa; Arthropoda; Insecta; Diptera; Drosophilidae
Exons: 3
Coding region: 72-1142 (356 amino acids)
Source: RefSeq, a predicted model, not a curated record
UUUGUGGCGUCAAUUUUUAAUUUGUGUAAAAUAAAAGAAUAACUAUCGCUUUUAAAAAUUUAACUGCAGCAAUGGACCGCCGCAAGAAGCGCACUUCCACGGACCAGUACAUGAUGUACAUCGAAAUGAUGGAAAACGAUCCCAUCUUCGCGAGCGGAAGAGUUCCCCGGGACUAUGAUAUACAUUACUUGACAAAGAAGUGGAAGGAUUUGUCCGACAAAUUGAACAAAUGUAGUUCCGGGCCCACACUAACAGCGGAAGAGUGGCGAAAGCGACUUAACGACUGGAAAAAUACGACUCGUUGCAAGUAUAGACGUAGUCUUAUGCCUAAUGAGAAGGACAUAACUAUGUCGGCGCUGGAGCUAAAAGCGCUUGAUUUGUUUGGCAAGGUGCCCACAGCAACAAAUGAAACGCUUCUGAACUUAAAGGCGGAGAAAGAAGAACAGGAGGAAGACAUGGAGCAUCAGCGCACAUCUGAAUCGUUUCAAAAAGAACUGCAAGCGGCUGUCGAAGAGGCCAUUAAUGAUGAAGUAGAGGAGAUUGAGGAGGAAGAGCACGUGGAACAAGACGAUCUACUGGAGGAGCCCAUACAUGAAACUACAGCUGUCCCUAGCUCGGCGGCCACCGUCGGCGCUGCAACUACGGUGGUCAAUACGGGCGGUGGCACCUACCGCACCAUAGUGGUUGAUAGUACGUCCUACGUAGACGAAGAGCCGAACGCCGAGCCCAUCGAGUUUAUUCCAGCGCGUCGAAGCGCUGGCAGCAGCAACGCCAGCCUCCACACAGUAGUCAAUACGUCAGCAAACACCGCCGCUGCCACAAAGCUUAUCAACGGCGAGCUUCCGGUAAAGCGAAUGCGAACACAAGCCCGUGAUCAAAUUAUAUACGAGGUGAAAAAUGCGUCGCGUUCUUACGCCACGCUACAAACGGCCCCGCCACCAAACAGUCUACACAAUACAAAGAUUGCGCAGCAUGAGAGCAACGUUACGACUCUGACAUCCGCACUUAGCAGCCAUGACGCCCAGGAGAUUGCGCAUCAACUAAAGAGGCUGGCGGACAUCAACUACGAGGCGCUACAGUUCGAGAUUGCACGUUUUAAAUUUAACAAUCCCGGCUUUCACUAUAACCCGCCGUCAUUAUAGUAGCCAGGUCUCAUAAGGCAACUACUUCAACAGCAAACAAAUAACAUAAGAACAGCAGCUAAUUCUAUCAAUUUACCGGCACUUUGGGGCCUGCACAUUAAAAUCGUUUUUACAAAAUGCACAUAUCUUAAAUGUAUAUGUGUGAACAUCCCUAGCCACUGAACUCACUCGUUGCUGCUGCAUCUGAUCCAUAACAGACCAUAGCUUAUAGUAUCAUGUUUAGUUUUAAAUCAAAAGUUUACGUAGAUUCUAUGUAUUAAUUAAAAUGAAUUAGUUACUGAGCAUUAUCUUAAUGCUCUGUGCUAUAUGUGUAAGUUUAAAGUGUAAUCCAUGGAUUUCUGCCAACAAAUUAAUUUAAACAAAUUGUAAAUGUAAAAAAAUAAAGUUUACCAAUGAUAAAUA